Molecule: messenger RNA, 762 nt
Organism: Nannizzia gypsea CBS 118893
Lineage: Eukaryota; Fungi; Ascomycota; Eurotiomycetes; Onygenales; Arthrodermataceae
Product: phosphoglycerate mutase
Exons: 2
Coding region: 1-762 (253 amino acids)
Biological process (GO): fructose 1,6-bisphosphate metabolic process; negative regulation of programmed cell death; negative regulation of glycolytic process
Cellular component (GO): cytosol
Molecular function (GO): fructose-2,6-bisphosphate 2-phosphatase activity
Source: RefSeq, a predicted model, not a curated record
AUGAGACUCUACUUGAUCCGGCAUGCUGAGAGCGAACACAACGUCGCCCAAGUCUACGCGGGCGUCACGGACUCGGCGUUGACGAACCAUGGGAUGCUUCAGACCGAGAAGCUAGCCGGCUACCUUCGUCGGCAGGGUGUGCAGUUCACUCGCAUCUUCUGUUCUCCCUUGCAACGCGCUCGGGUUACAGCUGAUGCACUGAAAGACAUUUACCGUGAUGCUGUGGGAAAGCCAGUCGUCGUACCCUGUCUUCGCGAGAAGGAUUACGGGUCUCUCGAAGGCAAGUCGUGGGUGUCAACCAACGUCAAUGCCAUCGAGAAGCAAGCCGGGUUUGUUCCUGCAGAGUCGUAUGACGAAUUAUCCUUGAGAGCGAGGGAGUUUGUCAAUGACUUUCUGUUGCCCGUUCUAUGCGAUAGCCGUGGCCAUGAUACUGUCGCUGUCGUGUCCCACGGAGUUUUCUUGUCUGUCAUCUGGCGGACGCUGAAGCAAAUGCGUGUCCCGCAGUUGCCUUCCAGCUCUCAUGCCAUUGUGGACCACUCUUCUGUCAUGUGGUCAAAUACAGGCUAUCUGGAACUUGAUCUAAGCAUGACGUCGGCUACUGAUGAGGACCAGGCGGUCUUACCGCCCAGCCUGACCAUCCGCGUCAUGGCUAUCAACAGUUGUCAACAUCUAGCUAACUUGAAGCGCACCAGGGGCAUCAGCAGCUCCAAACAUGACCCAAAACAACGGAGGAUGGAAUCCUUCUUCCGCCGUCGACCAUGA